Messenger RNA from Triplophysa rosa, 5247 nucleotides. RefSeq names its product zinc finger BED domain-containing protein 4-like. Lineage: Eukaryota; Metazoa; Chordata; Actinopteri; Cypriniformes; Nemacheilidae. The transcript has 2 exons. The coding region runs from base 958 to 2043 and encodes 361 amino acids. The record is from RefSeq and is a predicted model, not a curated record.
UAGGUUCUCAAAACAAACCCCAAUCUGUCGGUUCGACACAACGUCGAGAGACCGACAGAAAGGGAACUAUAUACAUUUACCAUAUUCGCACCUUGUCGCGAUCAGUUGCCUAAUAAAUGUUUAUUGCCAAACAUUUUGCCUCCCGAGUCUUUCUGGUAGAAAUGUAAGCUUAAGCGCAAGUUCUGUCAGGAAGACUCAAUCUUGCUUCACUCACCACGUAUAGACUCAACCAAUCAUCACCUAACCAAUCACCAUCUAACACUGGAAUAUACAAGAUCGCCACUUACCCUCUGUUUGCGUUUGUAGUUGAAGCAGCAGACAUUCACCCCCAUCCUCCCCACCACCACCAGGAUGGUCCCUGUCCAUUAACCACAGGGGGGUUGGCUGCACCCCUGCCUCCAUCUCAGGCAGGAAGGACAGGGCCUACGCCAAAGAACUAUAUACAUUUACCAUAUUCGCAUCUUGUCGCGAUCAGUUGCCUAAUAAAAUGUUUAUUGCAAAAUAGGGUUGUUCCGAUUCCAAUACCAGUAUCGGAAAAGCUGCCGAUACCACAAAAAAGUCUGGCAUCGGUAUCGGCGAGUACUUGAAUCCAUGUACCGAUCCGAUACCAUUUUCUUAAAUAAAGACCUAGCUAUGCCCGCUAGCUUUGUUUAACGCUGCAAAUCGGAAACCAAUUCUUCUUCGCUGCUCAGAACGCAAACACAGGAAGUGCGUGUCGCCAUAGGCAGCCACUGUUCGGAGCAGCGAAGAAGAAACGGAAAAAAAAACACGCUACCAGCAGUAUGUCUGCUGUUUGGCAAUAUUUCAAAAUUGACCAACCAGCCAGUAAAACAGCGACAUGUCUCAUAUGCCAUUCUGCAAUUUCGAGGGGUGGCACAAGUAUUAGCAACUUUAACACGAGUAACUCAAUAAAGCAUUUGAAGACGCGUCACCCCGAAGAACACGAUAGCUACACAAAUGCUAGGAGGACAGAGAAGGAUGAACCACGUAAGAAUCAACAAACUUUGGAAGCUUCAUUCCAACGAAGGGAAAAGUUUUCGAAAGACAGCGAGCGAGCGAGCGAUAAAGAUAACCGACAAAAUCAUAGAGUUUAUUGUUCUGGAUGACCAGCCACUGUCAGUCGUCGAAAACGUGGGAUUUUGCUGCUUAAUUGAACAUUUGGAGCCCCGGUACAGUUUGCCUGGUCGCAAAUACAUCUCUGAAACAGCGCUCCCUGAACUAUAUGAGACGGUGCGUGAACACAUUUCAUGUCAACUAAAAGAUGUGCAAACAAUCAGCUUUACGACCGACAUUUGGAGCAGUGACGCGGCACCGCUGUCUUUACUAAGUUUGACAGCACACUGGGUGGACACAGUGACCCCGUCAUCUUUUACUCUUCAAAGUGCAGUGCUGCAAGCUAACGAGUUUCGUGGGUCACACACCGGCACAUCCAUAGCUGAAUCAAUUGAGGGGAUGCUUGUGAAGUGGAAUAUCUCUAAGUCCCGUGUUCAUGUUAUUUUGCGCGACAACACAAGAAACAUGAAAAAAGCUAUGGCCGAGAUGGGUGUGUCGAGUUUGGGCUGCUUCGCACACUCUCUACAACUUGUGGUUCACGAAGGCCUUUUAUCACAGAGAAGUGUGAGUGAUGCGCUGGCAAACUGUAGGAAGAUAAUAGGCCAUUUCAAACACUCGCCAUUGGCAACAACGCGCCUGGAGGAUAUUCAGAAGGAUCUAAAAAUGCCCACCAAACGGUUGCAACAAGAUGUAGUGACGAGGUGGAACAGUACUUUUUAUAUGGUAGAGAGAAUUCUUGAGCAGAAGCGGCCGAUUUCAGCAUACGGAGCUGAUCACGACCUGCCAGCCACACUGACAGCCAACCAGUGGGCUUUGCUGGAAAAAACUGUCACUGUUUUGGCACCAUUUGAGGAACUGACCAAGCAGAUUAGCUCCUCCACCUCGUCUGUAGCGGAAGUCAUCCCCUCAGUUACAGUUCUAAAACGUGCAACUUGCUCGGGAGAGCCAGGAGGACAGCGGUAUAAAAACAAUGAAAACUACCCUUCUUGAGGCCAUCGAGAAACGAUCGCAACCAUCGAAGAAGAGACUUUGUAUGCAGUUGCAUCUCUCUUGGAUCCACAUUUCAAAGACAGAUACCUCUCAAGUGCAGACAACAUCAAGCAUGCUAAGGAUGCUCUGACAGUAGAGAUGGAGAAGAUUGAGAAGUCACUGAAAAUGACCACCACAACUGUAGCAGAGACAAUAGUAGAAAACCCCAAGAAAACUCCACGAAUGGAAGUGCAGGUAGGCGGCAGCAGCAGCAGAGAGGGUAGCUUGAAGGGCCUGUUUGAAGAAAUCCUGCAGGAGCAUGACGAGGAACAUGGCGCAGGUACUACAAGCACACAUGUUCAACUUCAGACAUAUUUGAUGGAGCAAACUAUCUCACGCUCAGAAAGCCCAUUCCAGUACUGGGCAGUCAACAAAGUUCGGUUUCCCACUCUGGCUGCUACUGCUGCAAAGUUUCUCUGCGCCCCUGCUACCAGUGUGGACAGUGAGAGACUGUUCAGCACAGCAUCUAACAUUGUGGAUGCAAGGAGAAACAGACUAAGAGGAGAGAGAGCAGAAAUGCUCAUUUUCCUGAAGAAGAACUUGCCGUUGUUAUUGAAAUUAUGAGCAUAUUGUUACAGCAGUGUUUAACCAAGUUUAAGUUACUUGUUGAUUGAGUCUUAAGUUGUUCAGUUGAGGUUUAUUUGUGUACUCUAAUACUCAAGUCUCUGGCUGCACUGGCUGCACUUCGUGUCUUUAGAGGACUACUUAGAUUGAGUAAGAGUUGCUGUUGCACUUUUUUGUACUUUUGUAUUUAAAGACUCAAAAGCAUUUUAUUGAACAAAAUUGUUCCUGCACUUUGAAGCUUUAAAGAGAUUCUCUUAUAUUACUCAUUUUUUUAUAUUCCUAGAUUUAUUUGUUGCACUGUUUUUAUACAGUUAUACAGAUUUGUGUCUGCAUUUGAAGUUCUUUUUCACUCAAGAAAAAGAUAUUAAUAAAUAAUAAUAAUACUGCCAAAUGUAUGUCAGAUAAUAAAAAAACACUCUAGUUCACUGUAUGUAUUUGUUAAUGUUUUCAAAGGAUAAGUCUGAAGCACACCAUAAAAUAAUUCUAUCAAUUCAUACAGGGCUAGCAGUAUAUACAGAUACACACCCUGGUAUCGGAUCAGUACUCGGUAUCGGCCGAUACCCUGAGCCCAGGUAUCGGAAUCGGUAUCGGGAAGGGAAAAAGGGUAUCGGAACAUCCCUAUUGCCAAACAUUUUGCCUCCCGAGUAUUUCUGGUAGAACCUAUCAUCUCCGAGAAGAAUUUUAAAAAGCCAAUGGGCUUGGCGAAUGGCACACGCAUGCCAGUCCCUGCCCCGUGCAUACGGGUAUAAAAGGGAGAUGGCGGCGGCCAUUCACUCAUCUUUUGGGCUAAGGAACCUGAGAAGCAUCUCCCAGUCGCUGCAGAGGGUCAGCGAAGCGUUGUGGCAUGAAGACACUGCGUCUCGUUCCCUCCAUCGGGGAACGGAGGUCACAGUCAUAACCAAGACGUUCCCCUUCAGUCGGUCUCUCGACUUUGUGUUGAAAGACAGACUGGGGACCUAUCUUUACACGCCACGGCGCUGAGCCGUAUCACGCUCCUCCAGCGGAGUGACACUGACCGGACUAGCGAGUCACCAGUGAGCGCUACCGCGAAGUGUAAUCUUCCAGUGGGAUCAGUACUUAGUAGCAUAUCCUGAGAGGCUCGUACCGACGGCCAUCACGGACGGUGGCAUUCAUCUCUAUUAGCGAGACGCCGCCCGGCGCCAUAAGUGACACUGGGAAAACACUGCUCUCCUCGUUGAAGAGUGUGUUACGGAGGCCACAUCCUACCACAAGGGGAGGUUACAUGUGGAGACACCAACAUGGUCUCACCAGUGGGGAGAACAACAUGUGAGAAAAUUGUGCCAGCCCGAAUAGGGGGGACAGAACCCCGGUGGGGUAAUCCACCGGAGUGGAGGUCACAGAUUCACCGACAGGGGAACCAACAGUGAGGAAUUCAACAUACGGGACGACCCUGUAGGGGAGUCACUAUGUAUGGGGCAACAGUCCGAGUAUAGGGGUCCACCUGAGCAGGGGUGACUCUACCAGUACUGGACUUGGUUGCAACAGAUCGCUCUGCCCGAUCUGUUACCACAAUUGCCAAUGCUUAGUGAUGGAUGGAAUGCCUGUACUUCGCCCUAAGGGCGAAUCUAACGCAAGUAAAUUAUGGAUUACCUCAGGGAUCGGUUUUAGGACCCUUACUAUUCUCCAUAUACAUGCUGCCCCUUGGAAACAUUAUUAGAAAACAUGGAAUUAGCUUCCACUGUUAUGCAUAUGAUACUCAGCUAUAUAUCUCAUCAAGACCAGAUGAUUCCUUCCAACUAUCCAAAUUGGCAGAGUGCAUCGACGAUAUAAAGCAUUGGAUGAUUUGUAAUUUCCUUCUUUUAAAUUCUAAUAAAACAGAAAUAUUACUUAUCGGACCAAAGACACGUGAGCAGAAUAUUUCGGAUUAUAACCUGCAAAUUGAAGGCUGCACUGUUACUCCAACAAAUACAGUUAAAGACCUCGGCGUUAUAUUAGACAGCAACCUGUCAUUUAAAAAUCACAUCUCAAAUGUCACAAAAACAGCCUUCUUCCACCUUAAAAUGUUGCCAAAUUGCGAAAAAUUUUAUGUGUGGCUGACGCAGAGAAGCUUAUUCAUGCAUUUGUGACCUCAAGACUUGACUACUGUAAUGCACUGCUUAGUGGUUGUCCUGCAGCAUCAAUAAACAAACUACAGUUAGUUCAGAAUGCAGCUGCCAGAGUUCUAACCAGGUCCAGAAAAUACGAUCACAUAACCCCAAUGUUAUCAACCCUUCACUGGUUACCCAUUAAGUAUCGUAUUGACUUUAAAGUUCUUUUAAUUACUUAUAAAGCCUUGAACGGUUUAGCCCCUACCUACAUAACAGAGCUUCUACCACACUACAACCCAUCAUGCUCUCUAAGAUCUCAAAACUCCAGACUUUUGAUAACACCUAGAAUAACUAAAUCCACCAAAGGGGGUAGAGCUUUCUCAUACGUAGCACCUAAACUCUGGAAUAGCCUUCCCAAUUCUAUUCGAGGGUCAGACACACUCUCCCAAUUUAAAUCUAGAUUAAAGACACAUCUUUUCAGCCAAGCAUUCACUAAUACAUAGCUAAUGAACAGCAGCAAUGCUAAUUAUUCUCUUUCUGCCCUCGCCUCAGG